Messenger RNA from Amphimedon queenslandica, 2054 nucleotides. RefSeq lists its product as uncharacterized. The record is from RefSeq and is a predicted model, not a curated record. NCBI's taxonomy places the organism in Eukaryota, Metazoa, Porifera, Demospongiae, Haplosclerida, Niphatidae. The transcript is spliced from 3 exons. Bases 74 to 1708 code for a protein of 544 amino acids.
UUUAUGACUUCAAAAAUCUUUUACAAAGGUCAAGGUGUGGCUCAGUGGUAAAGGGGGUGUACACUGUACAGCAAUGGAGGGUCACUUUCCUUUUAUUCUGACAAUUUGUGCUGGCGCUAUUUCGUUAGCCCUUGGCAUUUGGAGCUCACUGAAGAAUGAAGUUAAACCAAUGACUCUAUCAGGCACAACUGUAUGUACCUUCCUUUACUUGAUUUUUAUUUAUGGUCAAAACAAUAAGGACUAUCUAGCUAUUCUUGUUGGAGGUUUCAUACUUACCUUUGCAUUCUCUUUCAUGUUCUACUUAAUCUCUCACAAAGCUUUUCAUUACUUCUCAAAGCAGUUCUCCUUUACAUGCUAUGUGAAUGGUGUACCAAUCUUGGUAAACCUACUUCCCUUGACAGCGACAUUAAGUGUCAGUUUGAGUGCAAUUUAUCAAUUAUAUAUUGGAACAUUACCAUUGCUACAAGUUCUUGUUGUGCUGCUAUUGUUUUGGAUUUAUCCUCUAGGAAUAAUAGAAGCAAUUAGCACUUUUUCAGAUUUCAUGACUCAAAAACAAUUUAAGCUAGAAUCUGGCAAAAACAAGACAUCAUAUCAAUGUUCAUUUAUUGCUUUCUUAGUAGCUUUUGCUGUGAUGCUACUGUAUCCAUUUAAUUGGCUGAUUUAUAAUAUCGCAGUCUUGGCCUAUGCCAUUCUAUUAUUGAAAUAUUAUUUUUUCCAUCAUACCCUACUAUGUCUUAGCCUAGUAACACUAAUAUCUCUUAUUGAUGCUGUCUUUCCUGUACAUGAAGUAGGUUUAGCACCAGUUGGCCUCAUCACCUGUUCUGAAAUUUUGUUUUCCACUCAUUGUGUGACUGCAUUUGAAAUAGAAUACUUGUUUGUUCCUGGACUUCUCAUUUCUUGUAUAUGUCAUUAUGAAAAAUAUCGUGUUCCAGAUCGACUGAAAAUAUUAAUAUCAUCAGAGAAGUCAAAGAUAAGAGUUGGCAUUCCUGAAAAUGAGGAGGAACUAGUACAAGAGAGACAAAAGAUAAUUCUUAUUGCAGCAUUCAUUGGCUACGUAUUGUCUUCGUUUGCUGUUUACUAUUUUUCAUUUCUUUCUAAAUGUCCAUUGCUCACUCUCACUAUAGGAACAAGUAUUCUACCACUGAUAGCAUUGAUGUUAUUGUACUGGCCUGAAGGUGAAUUAUUACAAUUCAUAAUGACUGAUAGUCAUCAAGAGAUAAUUGAUCAGUUGAGCCAUGCAUUUCAAAAAUCUAAAGGCUCUGAUCAGCCAAAACGAUCUAAAGGGCAAAGGUUCAAAAACGAUAUAGAAAUAGCAACCAAACGUUCACUCAGAUUGCCAUCACCAGAGUUGUCAUCAUCAAGCAUUACAGUCUCUACUGACAAUUCACAUGUAUUGAAAAUAUUUCGGCCCUUAAUGGCAGACUUUGCCAAUGCACUCGCACAUGAUCCUAUUAUUUAUCUGGUAUCAGAUAGGCUCUUCUCCCAUUCUCUUAUUUCUGCUCCUGUGCAUAAAGACAUAAAUACAACAUUAGGUGUAUCUCUGCAUAUAAAGGCCAGCAAACUUGUUAAUGAGGUGUACAGACAGUUGAAUAGUCAUAAUGAACCAGUCCAGUAUUUGACUGAUUUAUGUGAUGCACUUGAUCUUGUAGAAGAUCAACCACUGCAGUCUGUCGUUGCUAAUAAAAUUAAAAUGUUUUUGUCCAAUUAGAAAGUAAAAAAUUUUUGACUUAAUAUUUUUAUGUAUUGGUUACAUACGUCACAAUGGUGCAAUUAUAGUAGUCUAUAUGCAGAAAGUUUGUUCAAUAAGAUUUUGGUAAUAUUGGUGGUUGCGGUUUUGAAACUAAUAGUAGCAAGAGAUACAUGCACACAUGAUGAAUAAGGUACAGAGCUGGACUCAAUGAACUAUUCAUGAUACAUGUUUAUUAUGAUGUCAUGUCUCUCUCUAUAAUGUACAUUCACUUUAGAGAUCUACUCUAAUAGUGACUCAAAUCUGGAAAAAUACACCCUACUUCAUUGACAAAGCCACAUGAAUAUUAUCAUGAUCAUACUUAUAA